CGUCGACGCGCCUGCGGGCAGGUCGUGCGCGCAGUCUCCAUCUCUCACAACUUUAUAAUCCCUACAGAAUUCUCCAGUUUAAUUGCAAAACCCAGUCCGCUUUAUUCUACAGAAUUUCCCCCCUCACUACGAUAUUGCUACGACCAUGGGCGUGAACACAUUCUCCGCUGUUGCACACAUCACGCCAGUUGUAGUCAAGACCUUGCUGAAGCACGGCCGACAGAAGGGCCACAAGCUGAAGCAUGGUGAUGAGACCGAGGAAGCUACGGACGAUAUCUUUUACGAUGAAGCCUUCCACAUCGUCAAAGCAUUCAUCGAGCUUGGUACUCACAACACGGUUGAAUCGCUGCAAGCGUUUACGAACACUCAUGUUCCGUCGCCGCCUUGGGCUGCUGUGUCCCCUGUGCAGGUUCCUCUUGCAUCCUGCAACAAGGCAGCCGAUGUCUUGAUUGAAUGGUUCGGCCCAGAUGACCUGAAGCACGUGGUAGGCGGAGAACGAUGGUGGCAGGUCAGAGGGUCAGACGGGAUAGACUCAGAGUGGAUUACCGAGAGGAAGUACCUCGACCAUGCCCAGAUAUCUCGUCCCGAGAGAUUGACCGAGACGGAGGAGCAUAUUUUGCGCAUGGAGCAUCUGAAAACGGUUAUGCUCUACGUCCAUGGAGGUGCUUACUUCUGGGGCUCCAUCAACACUCAUAGGUAUCAAGUUAUCCGCUAUGCCCGCAAGAUGAAGGGUAGAGCGUUUGCCGUGAACUAUAGGAAAGCACCCCAGUACCCAUGGCCUUGUGCAUUGCAAGAUGUCUUAGCAGCUUACUUCUACCUGAUCGACCCUCCUGCUGGAGCGUUGCACCAAGCCGUUUCCCCCAGCAAAAUCGUCUUUGCUGGCGACUCUUCAGGUGCAGGCCUGUGCUUGACAGUCCUCACUGUGCUAAGAGAUAUGGGUUUACCUCAACCCGCGGGCGCCGUGCUCAUCAGUCCUUGGGUGGACAUGACGCACAGCUUUCCUAGCGUCAUGACCAAUGCUGCGACGGAUAUCAUACCUCCUCAUGGCUUUAUUCACAAGCCGUCGGUGACUUGGCCUAUACAUGCGCUUCCGACGGACGGCCGUGCGCGUGCGAUAGAGACGCAAACCAAUCCUCCUCCGAAACCCGGGCAUGCUGACACUCUCCGGCCCAGCGACACUCGCUUCGAAACCCAGAUGGAGUGCUUGCAGCAAAUGCGCGAGAAGGGAGAAGAAGUGCACGCUGGCGACCUGAAAGAGGGCAAAGAGAAGCUGGGAAGUCAGCAGGAAAUGCUACACUCUUUCGGUACUUCAACUUCUGGGAGAUGUCGAUCUGAUGACAAUCUGAGUGGGGAAGAUACACCCUUUCCCAUUCAGGAUAAUCUAGCGACGCCCCAUUCGCAAGUCAAGGCCACUUACGGGCCUACCCUUGAGAAUGGUGAUGAACAGCCUGAGGACGUCAACGCAGGCUCAGAUAAGCAGGAUCACGAGGAUGCUCAGGGAUCUAGCAAGAGGUUUCCGGCAGCUGCAAAUGAUAACGGCGGCGAGCAUCGCAAUAGGGAAUGGAAUGACGAUGCCGUAAUCGACUUUUGGGAACCGAAGCCGCCUAAAGUCUUCAUGGACGACCCAAAUGCGACGCCGCUGGAACUGCGUUCUCAGAUCCAACUGUAUGCGACUAAUGAGCAGCUGACACAUCCGCUCGUGUCGCCCGUCCUACAGGGGUCGCUCGGAAAUCUCUGCCCACUGUAUAUCAUAGCUGGUGAUGGUGAAGUGCUCAGGGAUGAGAUCAUGUACAUUGCGCAUAAAGCUGCACAUCCUGAGGAGUACCCGGUUAGGAGAGGCAUUCUCAGGGAAAGCCGGAGGCAAAGGGAGAACGCGGAGAAGUUCCAGACUCCUACUAGGGUUCAUCUGCAGGUGUUUGACGGGAUGUGUCACGUUUUGACUGUGUUCACUUUCACAGAUAGUGCGAAGUAUGCGUAUGCUUCCAUCGCGCAAUUCGUCAAACACGUCGCGACACAACCUGCAGAUCACCUAGAACGCAAUCCCUUCCCAGAACUGCAUAUACCGCCUGAGGAGCUCAGCGAUACAGACUCAGAGGAUGAUCACAACCGCGAGAGGCCGCCUACCAAGCAUACAGUAGAUAGUGGCGAGAAGGUUCUUAAAGAGGCCAUUCCCAGCGCACGCUCUGGCGCUGAGCACUUCAAGCAUAAUGAGGAGAAAGCAAAGGAGGAAGUUAAAAGAGGUGAGGUCGACCAGAUGCCUCCGGGUAGUGAGAACGGCGUGGUCGAUAAUGGGGCAGGCAAGGACAUCCCCCGCGUCAUUAUGAUAAGGGAGCGUGUCGGUGUCUCCGGUAAAGUCAGAUCUAUGGAACCCGUGGAGGAAAUCGAAGUUCUGCGGAUACCACCCGAGCUGAUCGGAAUCAUCAAGGAGGCCCCUGUGAAACGAUGGCUCACUGGUCAAGAAUUGUGGGACAAGAAGUAUAAACAUGCUGCUCACAAAGCCAUUAUGCGUCGGCGAAAGUACGAACGGAAGGCAGAAAGGUUGCUACAGCAUGCCAGGGAGCAAGGAACUCUGCAUCGGCUGGAGUCAAGACCAGGACCUUUGCAUAGGCGAAGAAGCCAUAUCUCCGCAUGCUCUGCGGCUUCUGGCGAAAUCGAUCCGGACAGACGAUGGGGUCCGUUCGAUCUCGUUGAUGAGAAACCUCCACCGAGUGCUAUACCUGGCAGAAGAGACACUCAUGACGCCAUCGCGCUGCUGAAGAAGAACAUAUACCAUACCGCACCCGCAACACACCUGAUGGUACCGACGAUCACGACCUUUGACGCGAUUCGUGCCGCGUUUGACCGCGAGGACCACCCUUCGAGGCCUCCACAACAAUCCGUGUCAGAGCAACAGAUUUAUCUACACGGCAUUCCAAUUCAUGGUGUGCGCAUCUGGCAAUCGCUUAUUACGUACUUCAUGCGUAAAAGCUCCAGGAAAGCCAGUAAGACGGCGGCCCACGGAAAGAAACGUGCAGCAACUUUGAUCAAUGAAGCCACCAACAAACUAUCAUUUGCACGUUCGGAAUCUUCCCCAGAUAGCCCGGCACAGGGGUGAAGUAUGAGGCUCGAAGUCCAUCUCAUUGAAUACUUCUGAUGAUCAAAUAUCUACCUCCUCUGGACACUACAUCAUUCUACCUCUGGAUAACGCUAUUUUAUUCACAGUGUACCGUUUACAACCUCACCUGUAGAUACCAUGUAUAUACGCGUACUGUAUCAUUUUUAGACAUGUCUUACCGAGUCGGUCGGCUAUAUACGCACGGACCGCGUUCC
Messenger RNA from Laetiporus sulphureus 93-53, 3309 nucleotides. RefSeq names its product alpha/beta-hydrolase. NCBI's taxonomy places the organism in Eukaryota, Fungi, Basidiomycota, Agaricomycetes, Polyporales, Laetiporaceae. Gene Ontology annotation, molecular function: hydrolase activity. The record is from RefSeq and is a predicted model, not a curated record. The transcript has 19 exons. Bases 146 to 3094 code for a protein of 982 amino acids.